Lobosporangium transversale is the source of this 2873-nucleotide messenger RNA. Its product is annotated as clasp N terminal-domain-containing protein. The coding region runs from base 124 to 2715 and encodes 863 amino acids. The transcript is spliced from 3 exons. Gene Ontology annotation, molecular function: microtubule binding. Lineage: Eukaryota; Fungi; Mortierellomycota; Mortierellomycetes; Mortierellales; Mortierellaceae. Gene Ontology annotation, biological process: mitotic spindle assembly. The record is from RefSeq and is a predicted model, not a curated record. Gene Ontology annotation, cellular component: cytoplasmic microtubule; microtubule organizing center; mitotic spindle.
UUUUUUUUUCCGUUCUCCCUUUCGUCUACUCGCUGUACUCUUCUCUUUUUAAAGUCCUUUAUUCUAGGCGAUCUAUCCUGUUCUUUCUUUCUCUCUCCUCUCGUCAAAAUAUAACAUUCGGCCAUGCUUGCUACUACAUCUCAACAUCUCAACUAUCAUGAGCUGGACAAUAUCCUCAGCCAGCCAGAGACUGAACAUAACUGGGCCGCCAAAGAGGCUACUUUAAAGACCUUAGGAGCCGCAUGCCACUCGGGUAUAGCUCAGAACAAUGAGUACAUUGUUUUCAUUAAGAAUCAUCGAAAGGCUUUUGCUGAAUGUCUCCUUACAGAACGCACUCGUUUAUCAGGAGCGGCAUGUGAACUGGUUGAAAAGUUGUCGACAGCGAUGGGUCGCGACUUUGGAAUACACUUCCCUGACCUAUUCACAAAUCCUUUACUCAAAGUCUGUGCUAGGACUAACAAGGUCAUGGUUUCACGCUCUCUCAAGGCCCUCAACAGCAUGAUCAACGCAGGUAAUGUUGUUCCCUUACCUAGAGCAUGCAGUGCGUUUGCAACCAACAACAAGACACUCAGGAUCGCAUGCAUUGGGAUUAUUGCUAGCUGCAUCACGCAAUUCUCUUCUCAGGAAUUGGAGCCUCAUCUCCAUGCGUUUGAACCGAUUUUGAAGGAAGGUGUGUCCGAUGCAGCACCAGAGGUCAGAGACACAAGCAGAAAAUCGUACAAGGUCUAUGCAGAAAAGUUUCCAGAGAGAUCACAGAUACUUACAGCAACAUUGCCAGCAAAUGUACUCAAGUAUUUACUUCCUGACACAAGAUCAUCUGGACCGCAGUCAAGAGCAACCGUGUCUAGCCGCCUGGCGUCAAGUACAGGUCGUUCAAUAGAUGGAGGAGAGUUGCCACGUCACCAGUCCAGCCGCGAACUCACUGCGGGACUCAAUAGACCACCAAGCAGAGUUGGGCCUGUUCGCUCUAGAACAGUGUCUUUGGUUGACCAUAGCUCAUCAUCAUCAUCAUCAUCAUCAAGUAACUUUAAACCGCCUACGCAUUCAUCUCAGCAUACAUCUCAAUCGAGCCACUCCUAUUUGCACCACGGAACACAAGCUCAGCAGUCGCAUGGACCCUUGUCACAGCAGCAUCUCCAUCAUCACACUACACAUACCUUGACACGAAACCAUGGACCAGCUAGUAGGACUGGCUCGCUGACAGACUUGUCUGAAGGAUCAUCAGGACAUGGUGCCCAUCGUUUAUCAUCUCAAAGAAACCGCUCAUUCAGUAGCAACGCGUUAACAACUACCCAGCGUUCUCCUUCCAUCAAUUUGGCAACUAACGGAGGACCUCAAAGGGUCGUUCCUCCUGCUCCUUAUAGUGCUGACGGCUCAAAAACAACUCGACCAAGCUCAUCACAGAGUCGGUUUUCCAAGACAGAGCCCGUUUCAAAAUCUAAUCGGGCAUCAGUGCUCUCCAAUCAUCCUACUGCUUCUGCUGACCGCGAACACCAACCAAUGAGCGCUAGUGAGCGAGCCAAGGCCUAUGCAGCGAACCUGAAAGCUGAGAUGGCGAGCCGUCGCGCUGCAGAGACCCACAUGCGGAUGGGAUUGAACGGUGCCACGAGAAGAGCUACCGCAGAUUUAGGUCACAGUGGGUUUCAUGCUUAUGGAUCCAUAUCAUCUUCUGUCUCUGCUAGCUCCAAUGCAAGCACAGCCUCAACGUCCACCGCUACCUCGACGACCACUGUCUCCCCUGCCUCUUCCUCUUCCACAUCACCCACUACCGUUCAUCCUCCCAACCACGACUAUCUCUUCUCAACUUUCAGAAGUCAAACGAAUUCCCAAUUAGGGUCAUCACCCCCAGAAUCCUGCCCUUCUCCUGAGGCUAGACAUUCGACGCCACCCAUGUCUCAGCCACCAGAAGAGUCUCUUGCAGGUGCUACUGGUGUUGUCAGCGGUGCUCUAGAAACCCCUCUAUCACCCACAUUCAUGGCUCAGGUUUCCUUGGAUACCUCCUCUAACAAUAGCAUGGAGGAUGCACAUCCUUCUGAAGGACAGCCCAGCAGGACACACUCGUCACAGCCACAAUAUCACGGCCUAUCGGGCGAUGACAGCACAGCCAAUUUGGCAGGAUUUUCUCCUGCACCAUUGUCGCCAUUGUCGCCUCGUUCCCCCCAUUCACCCCACUCGCUUUACUCGCCUCUCCAGCAACAGCAACAAGAUUCAGUCUAUGUGCCACCAUCACCUAAUUUUGAGCCAAACCAUUCUGAGGAGCGUAAUCAUGACUUUAAUAUCGUAGGUACAUUUGUUGGGAUUGACAAGGAUCAUGAUCAUGAUGACAAGGACCAUGACCAUGAUCAGUGCUUAGAUCACAACAUGAGUAUCCCAGAUCACGAGAGCUUGUUUGGAAAUACAGAGAACUAUCUGCAGGCGGAGCAAGAAAUUUUAGAGCUGCAAAAAUCGCUUCGACUCUCCAGUCAACCAACAGGAAAGGAAGGUGAUAGCAUGGUUGAGGACCAUAACGAGCUCAAUGAGCAUUUUAUGGACGAGGACCCACUGUCACUUGAUCAGGCAGAGGAGAUGGAGGUUAAGGCCUAUGUGGAGCGUUAUGGGGCUGCGAUGGAGGCAGAGGCGGAGGAAGAGAUCAUUGCAACGUCAGUAACAACAACGACUGUAACCACAACAACUGUGUCGCAGUCGACGAAUGAAGUAUCCGAUGUCACACCAUAGCAUUUGCAUAUUUGUCAGUGUCAACCUCCUCAGGAAAGCAUUCAAGUAUACACACAAGGCACAGCACAUAUAAAACCUCAUGAUAUUAUAAAUGCCAAAGAAAUAAAAUAAACGAGCCAAAGAUCAUGGCCUCGCCGCGGUCGGCUCUUGUCUUGUUG